AUGGCCUUAUUGAAUGUGACGAACGACCUACGGACCCCCGUCGAAGUGAGACUUCGGAGUGAGGAGUGGGAGCUUGUCUAUCCUAAGAUGUCCUGCGACGUCAAAGUGGCGGAUACGGCGGUCACCUGUGUCGAGAUUCGCUUGGUGGAAAGCCCCGAGGUGAAGGGCAGCUGCCAGGCUCGUAGCGGCUCCUCGUUGUGGGCUUCCGUGGAUUUCGAUUCUUUCAGCCGACAAGCGAAGGGCCGCGACCGAGCCGAGGCACGGGAGCUGGCCCGUGAAGGAAAGCGACGGGAGGAAGCCCGCAAGCGGACGGAAGCGAUGAUCAAGGAGGCCGCCGCCAAGAAACGGGACAAAAAGGCGUGGUCUCAUGUUGCAGCGAUGGGGAUUUUCGCUGGGCUCCCAUUUGCCCUCCUUCUAGUUUGCGUUUCCAUUCCACCCGAGAGCACCGUUGCAGCCGCACUUCUGGCCAGUGCUACUGUGCCUCUGUGCUGUUGCAUCAGCAUUUCUUCCUUCUUUGGGACUAGUCAGAAUGAAGACGAACAGUUUAAAUAUGGAAAGUAUCACACGGUUCUCCGCGUUGGCCUUCGAUUAGUGGGCAUCCUGGCUUUGCUGUCUCUCGCAGCCAUGACGGUGCAGCACACCCUGCGAGGAUACUGGUGGACGGCAGUUAUCGCUUGGCCUGUGGCCAUUUGCGGUGGCGUAAUGUUCUGUGUUUGCUGCUUCGUCGACGUCGAAAUGGACGACGAGCAGAGGAAAACCCUCGAACGAGAGCGCGAGGAAGCCCACUGCGAAGUCAGCAACCGGAGCAUCCGCUUCGAAGGAAGCGUCCUAUGUGAACCUGGCCGCCCCUGCGUGGCCAGCUGGCCUGGGAAGUACGAGGGAGCCUGGGAAUCCCUGGUGUCUCAGGGCCGAAACGGCGAGGUCAGCGCGGCUGUCGUCUUCCUCCCGCAGGGCACGGAGGACUACGGCCAGUGCGACAGCAUCCCCGAAGCUGAAGGCCUACCCGGCACCUGCUGGUGCACACCCCUCUAUGGGGAGCAGAAACCCUGGGGGUGCAGGUGGUUUACCAAAUGGAGGGAGAACAUCGAGACGGCGGUGGAGUCCGGAGCAGAGCUUGAAGUUUAUUACUUCCAGAGGCAUGUGGGCAAAGGCCAGGUCGAAAGCUUCGAAUCUGCAGGCAAGGACAACCUCCAGAGAGAAAGGGUUAAUAAGAAGCAAAAAGAGUUCGAGGAGUCUCCUCCAUUCGAGCAGGCUCUGAACGCUGGCCUCGGCAAUCUCUCCAAGGAUCCACGUGGCGACGGAUCCUCGCAGUACAGCCGAGAAGUGCGGCGUCUGUUCCUCGCAUCCCUCCCGGAAGCAGAACGCGAAUUUAUCACAUCCGCAGAAGGCCUGGGUAACUCCCAGAAAGCAGAAGUUGCCUGGCUAGAAAAGAAAGGCUACGAGUACUGGGGGGUGGACGUCUCCACCUGGCUUCCGGGAGAAGGAGUUGAGAUCUGCGUCCCAGCAUCUGCCGAAUGGCAAGCACAAGUCUGCGACGUUUCCCCAAUCUCAGUUUCGGUCGCCAAAGAGUAG
Molecule: messenger RNA, 1572 nt
Organism: Symbiodinium sp. CCMP2456
Lineage: Eukaryota; Dinophyceae; Suessiales; Symbiodiniaceae
Source: the annotation of a GenBank genome assembly